CGUGCGUCGCGUUGCAGUAUAAAAGUAACUGAGUGCACGCAUUCAAUUUACAGUUGCAGUUCUCAGUUAAAAGCCUAAACAUGAAACUAUUGAUUCUAUCCACUUUGUUGGCCGUUGCAAGCGCUGCACCCGGCUUGCUGGAUCUUGGAUUGGGACACACCGCACCCGCCAUUAGCUAUGGACAUGCUGAGCCUGCGAUUACUUAUGCCCAUGCAGCGCCAGCCGUCACCUAUGCUGCAGCUGCUCCAGUCAUCAAGUCGUAUGCGCCAGCUAUUAGCUACGCAGCGCCAACUGUUGUGAAGUCAUAUGCGCCCGCUAUCAGUUAUGCUGCACCUGCUCCGGUCAUCAAGUCAUAUGCACCAGCCAUUAGCUACGCUGCUCCCACGUUGGUCAAGUCCUACGCCGCGCCAGUUGCUGUCGCAGCGCCAGUUGUCAAAGCCGUUGCUGCUCCGGCCACAAGCUACUCUCAUUUCAGUUCGGUUGUUUCCCACGCCACGCCCAUCAUCAAGUCAUACGCAGCCGCACCCAUUGUUAAGUCAUAUGCCGCACCAGCUAUUAGCUACGCUGCCCCAACCGUAGUCAAGUCCUAUGCUGCCCCAGCGAUCAGCUAUCAGCCAACAUUGCUAAAAUCAUACGCUGCUGCACCAGCUCUGACACUGGGUGGUUACGAUGGCUAUGGCUAUCACUAAGCAGCCACUGUCAUCUCCAGUGCGUGUUUUGGGUAGAGAUGGCCACAAUGAGGCGUACAAGUGAGAGGGAGCAAGUAACGAGAGAAUGAAAGAGAGAGAAUGAGAGAGUUGACAGCCGCACGAUUUCCAAAAC
Messenger RNA from Drosophila navojoa, 822 nucleotides. RefSeq lists its product as uncharacterized. Lineage: Eukaryota; Metazoa; Arthropoda; Insecta; Diptera; Drosophilidae. The record is from RefSeq and is a predicted model, not a curated record.